UCUUCUCUUCUCUUCUACAGUACGACUGUGAGUGUGAGGCCAAGGGGAUGGAGGGGAAGAAUAGAGUGGCCGCCAUUGCCGCCCUGUGCAUGCUCCUUCUCCUCACGCUGCCAAAGCCAUCCCAUCAGCAGCCCUCCGGAGUCAACUGCAAGUGCUACCGGCGGUGCUACCCUGCGUGCAAGGAAAGGAUCCAGCCGUUGCCCUGCAAGGUCAAGUGUGCUGGUCGCUGCCCCGACGCCAUUGAUCGCCUUGCCUCCUGCUUGAUCGCCUGUGGCAUGGACUCCAUCUGUGACCAGCCAGCGCUGUCAGUCGAUGUUGAGGUUUGCAGGAAUGUCUGCCACGAUAUGUGGGUGGCGAGUGGCGCCAACUAACCUUGAAGGGCUGCGAGCAGGUAGGUCAUGGGAUCAUAAACAUAUGAUGUCGAACAGCUGUGGUUGCUGCAUCAGUUAAUAAAAUGUGUUUCGCUUUGGUGCAUCACUUGUGUGAAAAAUUGCCAAUCUUAAGAUUAUCGAUGCAUGUGGAAACCCUGCUUAUUUUGAUUCAUCUAUUA
Messenger RNA from Aegilops tauschii subsp. strangulata, 550 nucleotides. The record is from RefSeq and is a predicted model, not a curated record. Lineage: Eukaryota; Viridiplantae; Streptophyta; Magnoliopsida; Poales; Poaceae.